AUGUCAAGUUCGAUGGAACCCCGGCCACUCACGUCGGCCUUUGAAAGCCCAACCUUCGAUGAGGAUAGUUCGUUUCAUGUGGAGCAGCCAGUUGGCUCCAUGUCCAUAUCCCCCUGUGGACGUGAUGUAGUUCUGGCAUCCAAGGAAGGUCUGCAUGUUAUCGAUCUGGACUCGCCCUAUUCACCACCGCGGUAUCUUCCUCAUCACACACCAUGGGAAGUCGCUGAUGUGCAAUGGUCACCCUUCGCCUCCCGCGACUACUGGGUGGUGAGCACCUCAAAUCAAAAGGCCCUGGUCUGGAAUCUGGCGACGAAGACCUGGCAUAACUCCAUCGAGUAUGUCUUACACGCUCACUCACGCGCCAUUACCGACAUCAAUUGGUCAGCCUUCCAUCCCGACGUCUUGGCUACUUGCGCAGUUGACAGCUUUGUUCAUUGCUGGGAUCUUCGUACACCUUCGCGGCCUGUUAUCUCAUUUUCAGACUGGUUUACCGGUGCUACUCAGGUUAAAUGGAAUCGACAGGACCCACAUGUGAUUGCAAGCUCUCAUGAUCGCUACCUUCGCAUUUGGGAUGACCGAAUGGGCGCAUAUCCGAUCAAAUCGAUCGAAGCCCACGAUACCAAGAUUUAUGGAGUGGACUGGAAUCGUGUGAGACGAGGCGCUCUGGCGACGUGCUCAUUGGACAAGACCAUCAAAUUUUGGGACUACACCACUGAUACGGACGUUCCAGAGAAAUUGAUUCGAACGCCGUUCCCAGUAUGGCGGGCUCGCAAUACACCAUUUGGAUGGGGAGUAUUAGCUAUGCCUCAAAGAGGCAAUAGCGAUCUCCAUCUCUAUAGUCGAAGGGCGGGCGAGGGGAGCAACCCGGAGGAUGACUUGCCUCUGGUUCAUAGUUUUCCAGGCCAUAAGGGCCAGGUGAAGGAGUUUCUCUGGCGUCCGCGCGGAGGCGUUGUGGACGGCGUCGACAACCGCGAAUUCCAGCUCGUCACAUGGGGGACUGACCGCGAGCUGCGUCUUCACAGGGUGGAUCCCGAAAUCCUGUCGAGAGUCGGAUAUGAGAAGGGAAAGUCAUUCAUAUCGACGCGUCAUGUCACGCGUUUAGGUGCGGUUUAUCGAAGCUUUAGGGACGUCAACUCGGAUCUGGAUGUUGAGGAUGCUGAUUGUGCUUCUUCAGUGAGUCCAAAUCAUACGAGUACCCCGUAUCCGGGUAGUCCCGGUAUGAAUGCUAUCUCAAUAUCACAAGCCGGGCCGUGGUCGCGGAAUCAGGUAGACACUCGCAUGGGGAUGCAGCCGCGAUCAAAUUUGCGCGCCGACACUAAUCCAAUUGCGUGGAUGCGCGGGGUGAAAAUUUCCGGCUGGGACGUGGAGACAUUGGGAGAUGAGAUCAGCCACGUGGGAGAGAAAUUCACUAAAGUCGUCUUUGAGUCAGUUGAUGUGCGGCAAAGAAAGAUUUCCAUCUCGCUCAAUGGUCCCUGGGGCCUUGAUAAUUCAUCCUUGUUUCUUAAGGUUGAUAUCAAGUUUCCCGUCAGCUAUCCCAAGACAGCGAUUCCCACUUUCAACUUUCAAAAGACGGCAGCUGUAACUGAUGAGCUGGCUCAGAAACUAAAAGCGGAUUUGAGGACUAUAGCCGAAACGUUCAUGUCCAAGAAACGGGGCUGCUUGGAAGGCGCGGUGAGAUUUCUCUUAGGAGAGAGCAGUCUUGAAGAUAGCAUCGCAUGGAUCCUGGAAGAAACAGGAGAGAAUGUGAAGUCUCCGGUCAGCGGUGAUCUCGAGGGAGAAUCUAGCGACGAAGAUGAAGUGGGCAUGACACAAAGUCAAGAGCUAGGGAUGAGUUCAGACAUGCUUCGACCCGUGAAUGCAAAUGUGAUGGUACCGGUGGCCAAGGCAUGCGGUGCAUUGUGGGCGCAUGACGGCCGCCUCGUGUGCUUCUUCCCUCCUAAGAAGAACAAAUCGACUGAGCUCUUUGAUAGCAUUGGCUUCAAGGAGAUGAGUCGUUUGUCCAGAUCGGACAAAGUCUUUGAAGGAUUUGGCAGGUUGCAGACGAGCUCUCCUGGACCACGCGCAACCGGCACCAUUGCAAGUACCGACGAUGGGGUUUCUGACUACUCCGAUGAUUCGUGCUCUGAGACUUCGAGCUCCUCGGGAUCAUCCGACAUCAUCUCGGGCCUGCCAACGCGUUUCCAAGCAUCUCAAACUUGGCGCAGUGCAGGGAGCACAGGUCUUUAUCGACCAAGAUCGACCGAUAACUCCCAGCGAUCUAUCGGUGCAGCCGCAGCAAGUAAAGUAUCCGAAAUAUCUCGCAAUGUGAUCUCGAUCCACGAUCUCAAUGAUCUUUUGCCCGUCAAACGGGAGCUGGCUAGCACGUACCAGGUUUGCGGCCGAGGAACAGACGUUUGUGCUCAUAAUGCUGCGGUUGCCUUGGAUGCCGGGUGCUUCGAGCUGGCCCAGAUCUGGGGCCUUGUCAGACUUGUAUUGCAGGCCCAACAGAAAGCAUUGGCGACACGGGAGACGCGAGUUGGGGCGAACCAGUUGGCAAAAAGCGUUGAAUCAAGCGGGCCUUACAAAGACGUCGCAGGUAGUAUCAUUCGAUGGGGCAACCAUCCCAUGGGAAGCCAUUGGCUGAUACCCGCCUUGUUUGACCACUUUGAACGGAUCGGAGACAUUCAAAUGGUGGCUAUGCUUUCUUGCGUACUCCUGGGAGCAAGCCGCGAAGCUCGAGUUGAGAAACCACCAAAUUCUGGGUCUGAGGAGCAAGCAGCGUUCUCUAUGGAAAUAUCCUCGGAUGCCUCCACUGUGCAAAACAACAACACCAACAAUAACAAGUCUCAGGCUGCUACACCAGCCUCUUCCUUCCCUCAAGAAGCUCAAAAUCUACAACAUCUUGCCCCUCCAACAUCGACGCGCUCUUCGAGUGAGACUUGGCGGUUGGAGCCCACUCCGCCAUUUUCAACAGGCACCACCCCGCCGAUGAUAUCGCGCCCACGGGGUAUCGCAAAUGAUCGCAAGGCGCUCAGUCACAACGUUUCCAUUGCAGCGUCACCGGAGCAGCAAUCUCAGCCACGGAGUGGAUCUGGCUUUGGGUCUGCACUUGCUUCAUCACUGUCGCGUUCAUUUACAUUUGGGCCGUCUUCGGCUUCUCCGCCUCCCAACACUUCGAACAAGAAGAAAUCAAGCACGAGACCGAGUUCCGGUGUAACUACUGUUCCUGUGGCUCCCUCUGACACCGAAAGUGAAUGUCAACCUCCACGAAGAAAGGUUGGCGCGCGCUUCAAGGUCACCUUGAGGAACCAAAAUGCGUUUGACAGCGAUCACUUCGGCUCUGGUUCCUUGCUUGAUCAUGAAAAACAUGGUUUAUACCAUUCCUACCGUGCUGCCUACGCUGAGUUGUUGUCAAGGUGGGGGAUGUCCCUGCAACGGAGCGAAAUUCUGAAGAUUGGGACAAUUUUCAUGGCAUUGGACGAUAAGACCAGUCGUGAUGAAAGGUCUAGGGCGUCAGAUAUCAAUUCACCUCUACCGGAGGUGACGCCGACGGAGCAGUCGCCGGCAUUGCUCGAAGGAUUGGAUCUUCAACGCCACUGUACCAAUUGCGGGCAUGCCCAACGGGCCUCAAUUUUGACACCCUCCACAGUGCCCGAGACUCCCGGCAAGCGAUCUCGUCGCGCAAAGAAGACGGCAGUCAAGUGCUCCAAGUGUCAGCCUCGCCAGCCGCUUCCUACACGAACGUCUUGCAUCAUCUGCGGCGAACUGCCUGAUACGAUGUUAGUGCCUUGCUUGGGCUGUGGUCAUGUCAGCUGUUUUCCUUGUCAUCGUCGCUGGUUCUCCGGCGCAGACAAGCUCAAUGGUCCCUCGGUGCAAUCACAUCAAAGCUCUCUUGCUCUUUCAACCUGCCCCCGCGGCUGUGGUUGCAAAUGUUCCGACUUUGUCAUGGUUCAAGCACCUAUGCCUGCAUCAGAAUCCUCUACUCAAGCCCCGGUCCACCUCGAUAACGCAGACAUUGAUACGCCUCAGCGUCGUGUAGUGGCACGUGAGAAAGCGCAUCGACGUCGUCGAUCGGAGCCUUUUUCUAGUCGAGAGUCAAGUGGUCGCAAUUCGCCCGUCUCCAAGGCGCCUGUCAACCAGGCGCAGGUCGACCUGGACGCAUGGCAGGCAUCCUCACCAUUUGCUUCUCUGGCCCGAGGCAUGGGCGGUGGAUUGAGCCAAGGCCUGCGAUCCAAGGACGAGCGGAAGAGAAAUCGGUCGGUUGCAAUUGCCGCGACCAGGGGUCGCGGGAAAUGA
This is a messenger RNA of Penicillium diatomitis, 4275 nucleotides long. Its product is annotated as Mtc5p. The transcript is spliced from 2 exons. The record is from RefSeq and is a predicted model, not a curated record. Lineage: Eukaryota; Fungi; Ascomycota; Eurotiomycetes; Eurotiales; Aspergillaceae. Bases 1 to 4275 code for a protein of 1424 amino acids. Gene Ontology annotation, molecular function: protein binding.